Molecule: messenger RNA, 1692 nt
Organism: Aspergillus campestris IBT 28561
Lineage: Eukaryota; Fungi; Ascomycota; Eurotiomycetes; Eurotiales; Aspergillaceae
Product: FAD-binding oxidoreductase
Exons: 1
Coding region: 1-1692 (563 amino acids)
Cellular component (GO): mitochondrion
Molecular function (GO): FAD binding; catalytic activity
Source: RefSeq, a predicted model, not a curated record
AUGUCCUCCUCAAGGAGCCUUGCCGCCGCCCUUCGACGGGCUCGGGUGCCCCGUCCCCGUACAUUCGGACCGGCAAUGGUCCCCCACCGGCCGUCGGGAGGGGCCGAAGCCGCCAGACGGUCCUUCAGCGUGGCGUCCACCGUCUAUGCGCCGAAGGAGGUCAAAUACACCACCGACUCCUAUCCCAAUAUCCAGCGGAACCCCAAGUUUGCCGAGAUCACCGCCGACGACGUGAAGUUCUUCCAGGACCGGCUGGGCGCCCCGUCCGCCGUGAUCGACGGCGUCACCACCGACGCGACCGACGACAUCGAGCCCUUCAAUGGCGACUGGAUGCGCAAGUACCGGGGCCACACGCGCCUGGUCCUGAAGCCGCGGUCGAAGGAGGAGGUCAGCGAGGUGAUGAAAUACUGCAAUGAGCGGAAGUUGGCCGUCGUGCCGCAGGGCGGCAACACCGGCUUGGUGGGCGGUUCCGUGCCCGUGUUCGACGAGAUCGUCCUCAACCUGUCGCGCAUGAACCAGAUCCGCUCGUUCGACGAUGCGUCGGGUGUCCUGGUGGCCGACGCCGGCGUGAUCCUCGAGGUGGCCGACCAGCAUGUCGCCCAGCAUGACCACCUCUUCCCGCUGGACCUGGGCGCCAAGGGCUCCUGCCAUAUCGGCGGCAAUGUCGCCACCAACGCCGGCGGCCUGCGGCUGCUGCGCUACGGCAGUCUGCACGGCAGCGUGCUGGGUCUCGAGGCGGUCCUGCCCGACGGGACCAUCGUCGACGCCCUGUCGACCCUGCGGAAGAACAACACCGGCUACGACCUGAAGCAGCUCUUCAUCGGCGCCGAAGGCACCCUCGGCGUCAUCACGGGCGUGUCGAUCCUGUGCCCGCCGCGCCCUCAGGCGGUCAACGUCGCCUACUUCGGCCUCGAGAGCUACGACCAGGUCCGCCAGGCCUUCAAGCUCGCCAAGGGCCAGCUGUCGGAGAUCCUGUCCGCCUUCGAGCUCAUGGACGGCCGCAGCCAGCAGCUCGUGCACCAGUCCACCGGCAACAAGUACCCGCUGGAGGGCGAGUACCCGUUCUACUGCGUGGUCGAGACCAGCGGGUCGAACCCCGAGCACGACAUGGCCAAGCUGGAGGCCUUCCUCGAGCACAUCAUGAGCGAGGGCGUCGUGGCGGACGGCGUGCUGGCCCAGGACGAGACCCAGUUCCAGGCCAUCUGGCGCUGGCGCGAGGGCAUCACCGAGGCGCUCAGCCACCUGGGCGGCACCUACAAGUAUGACGUCUCCAUCCCGCUGCCGGAGCUGUACCAGCUGGUCGACGACUGCCGCGAGCGGUUGACCCAGCUCGGCUUCGUCGGCGACGACGAGUCGCACCCCGUCCGCGCGGUCGUCGGCUACGGCCACAUGGGCGACUCCAACUUGCACCUGAACAUCGCCGUGCGGCAGUACAACAAGGAGGUGGAGAAGGCCAUCGAGCCCUGGGUGUACGAGUGGAUCCAGAAGCGGAACGGCAGCAUCAGCGCCGAGCACGGCUUGGGUCUGGCCAAGAAGGAGUUCAUCGGGUACAGCCAGAAUGAUACGAUGGUGAAGCUCAUGAAGCAAUUGAAGGAUCUGUACGAUCCGGUGAGUUUUCUCUCAUUACCCCUCCUGUUUGACGUGACUAACAGACCGCAGAACGGGAUCAUGAACCCGUACAAGUACAUUUAA